Molecule: messenger RNA, 4177 nt
Organism: Epinephelus fuscoguttatus (brown-marbled grouper)
Lineage: Eukaryota; Metazoa; Chordata; Actinopteri; Perciformes; Serranidae
Gene: prg4b
Product: proteoglycan 4b
Exons: 15
Coding region: 244-2493 (749 amino acids)
Biological process (GO): immune response
Molecular function (GO): polysaccharide binding; scavenger receptor activity
Source: RefSeq, a predicted model, not a curated record
CAGCCGUCUGUCUGGCACAGAUGUGUGUUGAUGUGCUUCCAGCUGUUUGUGGGGAUUCAUGAUGUCUGGACUUACGGUCUGGUCUGGACUGGACUAGAGGAUCCUCCCUACAGCCUGUGAGAUCAUCUCACUUUUAAUUAGACCGGAUUUGCCAAUUAACGGGAAGUCAGCCGGUCCCUCUCAGCCUUUUAAAAGCAGCCGUGUCCAAACGUCUGGCAGAAUUCUGACAGAGGCUGAAACAAGAUGAGCAGAAGGAUGUCUUCCACUGUACUUUGUGCUGUUAUUUUGCUGGCGUAUGUCUUGACAUUAAGUGCUGCUCAGGCGAGCUGUAAAGGUCGAUGCGGUGCUGAGUACUACAGGGGUAACACAUGCCAGUGUGAUUACAACUGCCUGUCUUAUGAAGAGUGCUGCAGAGACUUUGAAUCCCAAUGCACCACAAAAAACUCCUGUAAAGGACGGUGUGGAGAAAGCUUCAAAAGAGGCCGACUGUGUAGCUGCGACUCUGACUGCGUUAAGUACAAUCAGUGUUGUCCAGAUCACAAGAUCCACUGUGAUGCAGAAGAUGAAAUCAGUGGAACAGCCAGUGAAACUGCACCAGUGAAGACUAAUUCAUGCCAUAAUGUAAAUGAUAACAAGCCCAAAGAGCCAACUGUGAAUGGAGCAACUGAACCUUCUACAUUCAGCGAGGGAAAUAGUGCAGAUGACCCUUCGAUUCCACUGGUCAGUCCAACAUCAUAUCCCAAAGAUGAUCUCACUGAUGAUGUGUACAGCCAGACUUUUCCCAGUGAAUUGGACCUAUUGGACCCAGAGACAAGUCCGAUCCCAGAGAGCACCAGUGGCUAUGGAUUGUCUACAGUUGACCUGUUGGAUCAGAUUUCUAUUGAACCCACCCAGGAUCCAGACACUCUGGAGCUAAGUACAGAGACGUUUACAGUCUUCUCUGAGACACAGACGACCCUCUCAGAUAAUGAACCAACACAGGCCGAUAACAGCCCCUCCACCCUCCACCCUAUCACUGAAGGAGCCCCCACGGAGAGCACAGGUGCCAGUGAUGCUACCAGCUCAUCCGAUACAGGAACAGCUCUCCCUGAGUCCACAACAGCAGCUGACCAUGACUCCAGCCAGCCUAAUCCAACCUCAGUACCCCAGACUGAGUAUUCUCCUACAGCUAACACCCCCGAGCUGGAGACAGUGGGACAGGCAGAGGCAAAGCCUGAGGAAGAGAUUUUGCCUGAGGAUCCGACAGUAGCCUCCUUAAAUGACCCAGAAGUCUCAACCCUGCACUCCAGCACAGCCUCCGCAACCCCUGUGGCUCCAGUAUCCACAGGACCCACACAAGGCUCCUCAACAAUGCUGGAAACAACACCCACCUCAGAGGCAACCACUCCAGUCCUGGCAGCCUCUGAAGAUCCUUCCACCAGUGUUUCUCCAGCAGGGCCCAGGGGCAUGCCAGAGCUUGAUGCCCUGACAACCAGUGCUCCCUCAUCCACAGAUGCAGUGCAGGAUAACACAGCAGCUGAUGUUACACAAGAAGUCGCCACUGCUGAACCGCUAAAUGUCACCCCAGACUCGACUAAAUCUACAACAUCUGAGGCCACCUCAAAACCCCAGAAGAAACCUGACUCAUACAAGCCAAUGCCGGCUAAGCCAAUGCCAGCUAAGCCAACUCCAGCUAAACCCAGCUCCUUCAAACCUGAGACUAAACCUCUGGACGCCACACAAUCUCUUAGUACAGACGAUCCUAGAAAUUACCAAGCAGACGACAGCAACGAUACAAAUCUGUGUAGUGGGCGGCCGGUCAGUGGAGUCACUACGCUGGGGAACGGCACAAUGGUGGUUUUCAGAGGGCACUACUUCUGGAUUCUGGACAGAAACAUGGUGCCUGGUCCGGCUCGUGGCAUCACCCAGAUGUGGGGUGUCCCCUCUCCAAUCGACACUGUGUUUACCCGCUGCAACUGCCAAGGCAAAACAUACAUCUUCAGGGGAUCCCAGUACUGGAGGUUUGAAAAUGACGUGUUGGACCCUAACUAUCCAAAGGUCAUUGAAACUGGGUUUGAUGGGCUUCGGGGCCACAUUACAGCUGCUCUGUCUGUGCCUCAGUACCAGACAAGGAGGGAGUCAGUUUACUUCUUCAAGAGAGGGGGGGCUGUCCAGAAAUAUUCAUACCAGUUUGGCACCAGUCCAUCAUGUAGCAGUGGCAGGAGAGUCCAGAACGCCGUUUACACAGCCCGCAAACGAAUGGUUCGACAAGCAGUGUCUCUUCUAGGGCCAACCAUCAACAUCAGGACAUCUUGGAGAGGUUUCCCUUCCACCAUUACAGCUGCUGUGUCCGUCCCCAACAAGAGGGAACCAGAGGGAUACAAAUACUAUGUCUUCUCAAGAUCCAAAUCCUACAAUGUGAGGAUGGAUGGUGAACGUCCCGUCAUUCCUGCUCCGACAGCCAACGCGUCACCUCAGAGCAACAACUUCUUCAAAUGCCCCAACAAAGUCUGAUGAAAGUUGUGUCUCAUAAACAACGUAUUUUUCGUAUAGUUUUUAAGUUUAUUACAUUCUUCAUAAAAACACACCGCUUCAGCAUGGACUGAUUACAAAAAGGUACUUUACAAGUACAAUUAAAAAAAAGCCAAACUAAAAUAAAAACAACAGGCUUCAGAACAAGUGAACAUUAACAAGGCUGAAUGCAGAAAUUUAACUUGCUGAUUGGAAAAUGUGUAAUGUGUUUCUGGCGGGACUGACAAGAUCUCCGGUUGCUGCUGUCCAGUUUAGUGCUUCAUCGGGCGAAUCUUCUCCCAUGCACACCCCGAGAAGGAAAUCCCUGACCUGUUGAGACAUUAAAUAUUUGUUCAAACAAAGCCUGGUAUACUGGUGUAAAAAUUAUGUACAGUGGCUGUAUAAAAUGUGUCUGACAUGUUUAAGACUGUAAUAACGUUUCCUCUGUUAUUCUCAUCGACAUUAAACUGGAUUACAAUACACCCACAUGUAUUUACUGCCAUGACUGGUUAUUAAAUGAAACAAAUGCUUUGCCGGGAUUUGUGUGCACAUCAUGACUGUUCGGCAGUGAUUGUGAGCAUAUAUACAUGCUGUAUGUAGCUGCCAAAAAACAUGAUGCACUGCAAUUAAUGUGCAUUAUGAGUAAUAGAAUAAAGAGACAUUAAAACCAGUAUAUGUUGAUUUAGUGAGGUUUUUCAGGCAUGCAACAACUUGCAAAAAAUGUAUCAUUUAAGAACAAGAAAAUCAUAUUUCAUUAUUCAAAACUGUUUUUAUAACAAGUGGGAAACAUCUACAUACAGAUGGAACUCUUUUAGGUCUGAUUUACAAUAAAUAUAGCUGUAACCUUUCAGAACUAUGUGUGGAAGCCUGAUGUUUAUUGGAAUCACACAUUGCAAAACGCUCAAGAAGAGUCCCUGACUGGACUGGAACUAUGGACGUUGUGGUUUGUGGUCAGCGCCCUGAUCCCCUGUGCCUCCUGAGCAUCCCACAUUCUGCUAAUUUCAAUAUGAAAAUAGAAACACUGUGUAAAACACUGCAUUAAAUAAGACUAGUGUUAUACGACAAGCUGAUCAACACUUCUUGACACCAAAGUAUGGAGAGCAUCUUCGACCGCACAGUUGUUCUGUUUUUUCCCGUUAAAGAGGGGUUUUUCGGGAGUUUUUCCUUGUCCACUGUGAGGGUCCAAGGACAGAGGGAUGUUGUGUGCUGCAAAGCCCUCAGAGGCAAACUGUGAUUUGUGAUAUUGGGCUUUAUAAUAAAAACUGAAUUGAAAUUGAAACUGUGGUGGUUGCGCUCUUAAAGAAACCUAAGUGUGCUGAACGCAUUAUUUUAUCAGGAAGAAACAGGACAUUACUCUGUGGGAGCAGCUUUUUUCUCUGUUGUUGAUGUUUUUCUUUUUAUUUUGUUUCCUUUUUUAUUGCCUAUGAUCAAUCAUGAUUCUCUUCUAAUCCACUGGUUUGGGCAUCAUUUUGUUCAACUACUCCUGAUGUCAGUCACAAUAACUUGUCAUGAGCAAAUGUUUGUAAUCCAUUUAUGUGGCGUAGGAGAGAUUUUAAUGCUUUUUAUAAAUGUUUUAUUAUUCCGCUCAGCUCUAGCAUCUUGAAAACGCGGCAUGGACUAAAUGAGCACAAAGCCACCGUAGGCUUGGAACAGUUACCCGCUCAUGAUGAUACAAUAUUAGCUCCAU